GAUAGAUGUUAAGCGUAAAAUCAGACUUUUUUAAUACAACAUGUGAUGCUUCAAUACUGAUAUUCGAUUCUGGUUGUUUUCGAUGACUGUUUAAAAAAAUGGUUCUGAGUCGAUUCACUCGAAGAGAAAGACUUCAGAAAAGCCUCCUGGACUUUGAUUUGCGUCCGGUCGGCAUUCGAAAGAGUACCUGAGACUCGUUGAAUACACUGCAAAGAUUUUUUUACACUCUCUCUCUCACACACACACGCACAUACACACACACACACACGCUAGGUUUCUAAAUGGCUUGGGAGAUCUCCGACUUUAUUGCGCAUCCCGGGUGGAUGGUGUGCACGCUCGUGCUGGCCGCGGUGACGCGAGCGCAGCGGAGAGGCUGGUGGGAUCCGCGCACUUGUCCCGUGCGGCUCACAGGCAAGACGGCAAUCGUUACCGGAGCGAACACAGGAAUUGGAAAGUUCAUUGCCUUGGACUUUGCUUGCCGUGGUGCAAGAGUGAUCUUGGCAUGUAGGAGUGAGGCUCGUGGGAUGGCAGCACUGAGAGAGAUUCGCCAGCGCAGUGGCAAUCAGAAUGUACACCUUCGAAUCAUUGACACCUCAUCCCUCAAAUCGGUGCACAAGUUCGCUGAUCAGAUCAUUAAGGAGGAGAAAGAGCUUCAUAUCCUAGUCAAUAAUGCUGGGGCUUCAGGUCUACCUAAGGGAAUCACAGAGGAAGGCCUAGAAGUUUCUUUCGCCACCAACCACAUUGGACCCUUCCUGCUGACCAAUCUGCUUCUAGAUCUCUUGAAGAAAUCAGCUCCAGCUCGCAUCGUAAACGUCUCCUCAGCUAACCACAGGAGAGGAAAGGUGGACUUCUCACAUUUCCAUGGCGAGAAUUUGUCAUACAUCAUGGACAUGGUCUAUAACCACACAAAGCUACACAAUGUUAUCUGGACCAAUGAGCUGGCGCGUAGACUAGAGGGUACAGGUGUGACUGCAAAUUCGCUGCACCCAGGAGUUGUUAUGACUGAAGUUAUGAGACAUUAUAACUGGAUUGUUCGAACUAUCUUCAACAUAAUAGGAAUGUUCUUUUUUAAGUCUGCUGCAGAAGGUGCAGUCAGUACAAUAUACUGUGCAGUGGCAGAAGAGACAGAGGGAAUCUCUGGGAAAUAUUUCGACAGUGACUGCUCCCUCGUCCUCCCAGCUCCAGAGGCUCGAGACCGAGCGAUUGGAGCAAAAGAAUUUGAGUACUGUGAGAGGUUGACAGCAAAGCUGUGAACUGCUGGAUAAACAUUAUACCCAGCACCAUAUGUCUAUUACACUGUAUUGUAUUGUGUAUGAGUACUCUUCCACUAAAUAUUACCUUACUUGUUAUGUGAAUUUUUCUACUCUCUUUUCCUGUUUAAUGACAAAGACUUGUAAACUAUCUAUAAUUUCUUUAAAACCAGAACCUAUUUCUGAAUCAAUGGGCAUAUUUUGAUAAUUAAUUAAUUCACCUAAUAGCAUUGUUUUGUAACUGGGGAAAACAUGUGGAAUUGAGACAUCAGUAACCUGAAGUCAGGAUUAAACCAUGAACUAAUGAGGUACAAGGAAGCAAAGCUACCUACCGUGCCAACAUGCCUCCCAGGUUUUGUUUUUCAUUUUAAUGUUACUUGAUUGGUGUUAUGUGAUUGUUUGUGGUCGGGAAUUCGAAGUAGGAUUUGUUGAUGAAAACCAAAAAAAUAAACUACUCAUUAAAAAGUGCCACAACUACAUUAUUACCAAAAAGAAUAAAACCAACAAAUGUGA
This is a messenger RNA of Silurus meridionalis, 1763 nucleotides long. RefSeq lists its product as uncharacterized. NCBI's taxonomy places the organism in Eukaryota, Metazoa, Chordata, Actinopteri, Siluriformes, Siluridae. The transcript has 6 exons. The coding region runs from base 282 to 1253 and encodes 323 amino acids. The record is from RefSeq and is a predicted model, not a curated record.